AUGUUGUCAAGAUUAUGCAAGGUCGCCUGCGGCGUCUCGCCGUCCUCGACAACAGCGAUGACCACCACAGACGAUGGCAUACACGACGGCAAGCCGCGGUCGAAUGGGCUAAGCUCGCCGCUGCUGUCCCCCGAACUGCCGAGAUCGCAUCCUUCCGUCGUCACGUUCUCGCGGGAGGAAGAUAACGACGACGACGCUGCGGCAGCGCUGCCGUGCCUGGCGUUCGGGUCGGAGGACGGCUACAUGGCCUUCUCCCUCGGCGAUGGCCGCAUGCGUGGCGACGUGGCUAUGCGGCUGGCGCGCGGCCGCCGGCACGUGCCGUCACCACACGGAGGCAAGGUGUUCGCGACGGACAUGCACGGCCGGUACCCGUGCCAUCUCGUCGACCCGUUCACCGGCGAGGUGACGCCGCUCCCGGACCUGCCCAUCCCGUUCUCCGAGGAGUCGCCGAUGCGCGACGAUCCCGAGCCCCCUCGGUUUCGACUCUCCACGGAGGACGGGUUCGCGUGGGACUGGUCCCCGCGCGGCGUCAUGGUGGCGCGUGGCGACACGGCGUUCUUCUGCGGGACAGGUGGCGGCGAGUGGACGCCGGUGCACCGGUCGAGGCACGGCUCGUCCAUGACCAUCAACUACCGCGCCGGCUUCUUCUUCGUGCUCGAUCUGGGCACGCUGCGCACCGCGGUCUUCGACUCUGAGACCCUGGGCCGCUCCACGGAGAUCGACCCGCCGCCCCGUCUCGGCGACAUCACGUGGGCGUUGCUGGUGGCCUCCACCGACGACGUGCUGCUGCUGGUGCGGCGCCGCUCGAGAAGAGGGUACUGCGACGUCGACGAGACAUUUUUCCAGACGUACCGCGCGCCGCACAGGGGGCAGUUGCCGGACACGGCUAUCAGAUGGGAGCCAGUGACGGACAUCGGCGACCGUGUGGUGUUCGUCGACUCCGCGCACGGCUUCACCGUCCGCGCCGGCGAAGGCGCUAUGAGGAACUGCGUGUAUAGGGCCAGGGUCGUCGAGCUGGAGAAGGAGGACCGGUCUCGGCGUGACGGCGCGGCGCUCGAGGUCGUCGUGUCUCCGUUGAGCGACCUGAGGAAGACCAAGGUGGUGGAGGGAAGCGAGGUGCUAAGACGCUGCAAGGUUCAGCAGACGAUAUGGGGAGGAGGGUACUGGAUCAAGUGCAACCACGGAUAG
Molecule: messenger RNA, 1188 nt
Organism: Lolium perenne
Lineage: Eukaryota; Viridiplantae; Streptophyta; Magnoliopsida; Poales; Poaceae
Source: RefSeq, a predicted model, not a curated record